Cololabis saira (Pacific saury) is the source of this 2466-nucleotide messenger RNA. RefSeq names its product peptidyl-tRNA hydrolase 1 homolog (gene ptrh1). Lineage: Eukaryota; Metazoa; Chordata; Actinopteri; Beloniformes; Belonidae. Bases 54 to 845 code for a protein of 263 amino acids. The transcript is spliced from 5 exons. The record is from RefSeq and is a predicted model, not a curated record. Gene Ontology annotation, molecular function: peptidyl-tRNA hydrolase activity.
AUUACCUUAAAGCUUGAAAUUUAACUAAUCGUAAAGAACAAACGCUCUACUUCAUGAGCCGAACGGUAAAGAGGUCGUUUUUUAGUCAAUAUUUUUGGUUUUUGUUAACUUUUUUGUGUAGGUUGUUGAGCUUUAACGCAAUGCGACGACUUUUAACGAGAGUUUUGAACCGAGUUUUGUUGGGCGGCUCGUUCACGCCGGCGACGGGCACGGAGGCGGAGGUUCACACGCACGCGCGCCGCAAGCUGGUGGUGGGCCUGGGGAACCCGGGGAUGGAGGGUACCAGACACAACGUCGGCAUGGCGGUGCUCGGCGCACUUGCCGCCCGGCUUGGGGUGGCUGACCGUUGGCGUGGCGACAAGUACGUGUCCGGUGAAGUCAUCUUGUCAGAGGUCCAACAGACGCAUGUGGUGCUGCUCCGUCCCAGGCUGCUGAUGAACGUCAACGGGGUGUCUGUGGCCAAAGCAGCUAGUAAAUACGGCAUAAAACCCGAGGACAUCCUGCUGGUCCACGAUGAACUAGACAAACCUCUGGGGAAGAUCGCUGUGAAAAGAGGAGGAAGUGCCAGAGGUCAUAACGGCGUCCGCUCAUGUGUCGACUGUCUUCACACUGAUGUGAUGCCCCGCCUCCGGGUGGGAAUCAGCCGGCCCGCGGGGAAAACGUCCGUGGAGCGCCACGUUCUGAGCCGGUUCACCUCGGAGGAGCAGAAGGUUCUGGGCUCGGUUCUGGUCCAGAGCGUGGAGCUGCUCCUCUCCCAGAUCUCCCAGCAGGACUUGCAGCCCCCCUCCCCUCCAGCAGGGGGCGGGCGAGCACCGGCCGGGGACUCGGCCGCCGCUCAGAGCUGAAACUGAAACUCUGGACUCCUUCACCUGUGAUGAAACUAGAUCACCGUCUCCGGGUUUAUCGUCAUGCUUUUUACUUUUAUUUUUUGUUAAAAACAAGCUCAAAAGGAGGAGGAACCUCCGACGGGGGCACAGAGGUGCCUUUAAAGCCACGUGCGCCCCCAUCCAGGGGUCUCCCUCUCAGGGAAGGACUUGCAUCUUUCAGCAAGACGACGCUAAACCACAUUGAACAUCUGUUUUAAAAAUGUGUGGCUUCACGUGUGUCCGGACCGUCCACUGACUGAACACUUCCAUAGUUUUGAAGAGGUCCGGUCAUCUUUUCAGACGAGAACGUGAUCCCAGAUAUUGGUGGACUUGUUAGAAGCAGCAUUGAUACGAGGAAUCACCCAACGGUUCUUUAAUCCUCACCUUUCCUACGGUGUCCUGACACCGUAGGAAAUAAAACCUGAAAUAAAACCUUGUUUACUUUUGUGUUUUGUGGCCGAGAGCGUGAGCCUCCACGUGGUGAACCCCCCCCAAACCUCACGGUCCUCCUCAUCCUCCCCGACGGGACUCUCUCGACUAGAAACAUAUUGAUUUCCUUCCCCGCGAUUGUCACGCUAAUUAGACUCUUAAUCAAUUAGGUGUCUUUUAAUGAGCAGCAUCCCAUCGAGAGGCGCUGGCGUUCCCACACUGCAGAGACCGCCAGCGGGCGGACGGAUGCUUCGGCGGGGGAGGUGGGCCGAGAAGAAAAACCAAAUCCCAAAAGAGCAUAAAAAGCAGCGGAAAGAGGCCGACGGGCCGCUGAAUGAGGAUCGAUACAAAGGAGGCCGGUAGAUCGCGAUGGAGCUGCAGAAGAAAAGGCCGGCGAGAAACAAAAGGGGGGGGCAAACAUUGUUUAGACCCGGUUUGUGUGAGGCCUUCUGUCCUGCUGCCGCGCCGGGUCACAAUGGGCAGGGACACACUUGUGGAUGUGUGUGUGUUAGAGGAAACUUCAGUGACACCCCCACCUCCUAAAACCUCCCACCCUUUGCUGCCGUGACCCCGGCGAUCCACCCUUCGCCUCCAUCAGGCCACUUUCCCAGCCCCUCCUCGCUGGUCAGCUCUGGGAGGCUCCUCCGGCGGGGGACAGAGGUCAGCAGCAGGCUGAACGCCCAGGUCUUUGAGAAGACCCCAAAUUUAUUCAGGAAUGGGAGCCCCCCCCAGUUCUCUGUAGUCGGGGGUAGCUGCCCGGUGGGGGGUCUUCCCACUAACUCUGCAGCAGCACAAAACAUGGCCUCUGACUCCAGCUGUGGUGAGAAGCCUAAUUUUGAAGAGCCCCAUUAGUGUUCAUCUAUAGGUGAUGGAUAUUUUCGGACGGCUUCGUGCCUGCAGUCCGACAGCACUGGAUCCCAAACCGCGUGCAAUUUGUGGAUACGCCCCUUUUUUCUUUUCUUUUUUUGGAGGAAGGAGGAGGAAAACUUUUUUUUAGAAGUUUACCACUCUAACUUUUAUGGGACUACUGUGGCAGGACAUGAACUAUGCAGCAGAGAAACAAGUUAAACUGGGUGCAGUUCCUCUCUUGACCACUAGGGCUCCAAAAGUGAGUCAAUCACUAUUGAUUGGCAUGUUAAAAUGUCUAACUUUACAGAAGAAAUAAAAGUUU